AUGCGAUCUAGCAGGAUGUACAAGGCAUUAUCAAGGCCAUUUAGAAAUCUCAGCGUAUUUGAUACACUCGCUUUAUGGAUCAGAUUGACAUCGACAGUACUGGCCAUCACGUUUGGCUUAAUUUUGAUUUUGGGUCCAUUAUCGAUGCCCAAUCGCAUGUGUUUGGCAAUGUUCAAUACACGCUCUUCAGACAUCACACAGGGACUGUUUGAGGAAUUGAAAACAGCAGUCGAAGUAUUUGGAUCAACGAACGUCAACAGUGGAGUUGGUCUCACUACAUCAGAAAUCAUGAUAUUGACAGAAUAUACUGCAAAAAAGACGCAGGACCUUCCUCAGUUUAUCUCAUUCACACUCUACGGAACAUGUAGCGUAAAGUUGAUAUCGAAUGAGGUGGCCCAAUCGACGAAUUCAACCCAAACUGCACCAAACGCCAAAAAUUCGACCGAGCAAUAUUGUCAAACGUCAGGUCCUGGAUAUGUUUUCAACUAUCGUGAAAUUCUAGCUCAGCUAUCGCUGAACAUUGUUUUGGACUAUGCAUAUGAGCAGGAAUUGAACUCAGCAAUAGGACUGGCAUCAGAUUACAGCACUUAUAUGAGUAGUCUGCAUGGGAGAAAAGCAAGCUCCGUUGAAUUACUUUGUGUCACCAUUAUGUUUCAAGUAGUAAUUUUUGGAUUAACAUUGUGGUACUACAAUAUCAAAGGGAGAUCUAUUAAUCCACUCAAAGAGCGAAUAUUAACGCAUACGUUGUCAUUGUUAUCAGCUGUUUCUUUCAUUUGUGGACUUAUUGGCGUCAUCAAUUUGACUUGGAUUACAUAUAGCCUGCGAAAAAGAAUAAAUAACGAGCUAAAUUUACUCGGCUUUUCCCUUACUAUAGGACAGCCCUGGUUUGUGUGCCUGUGGUUUUUUACCUUCUUUACUCUUCUCUUAACCAUCAUUUGGUCAGGCUUAGAAUGGUGUGUUACUAACGUCAGUGGACCUUAUAAUGACGAAACCCGAGAUAACAUACUAGGAUAUGAAGCAGGUGUAUUAACAACUUGUGAUGAUCAGAUUUCGAAUUUUACUGGAUUGCUCCCGAGAAACAUUAAACAUAGUGAUAAUACUGCUAUGUCCAGGACUUCGUCGCGAAGCAUAGAUCAUAUGGAAGUGCAUGAAAUGCAAGAUAUCUCUCACAUUUCAACACACGAUAGCAACUUGUCUUAUCAAGGGCCUGUAAAACCUUCCUCAACUAUGUACUUCUGA
This is a messenger RNA of Zygotorulaspora mrakii, 1239 nucleotides long. RefSeq names its product Ecm7p (gene ECM7). NCBI's taxonomy places the organism in Eukaryota, Fungi, Ascomycota, Saccharomycetes, Saccharomycetales, Saccharomycetaceae. The coding region runs from base 1 to 1239 and encodes 412 amino acids. Gene Ontology annotation, cellular component: plasma membrane; cell cortex of cell tip. The record is from RefSeq and is a predicted model, not a curated record. The transcript has a single exon. Gene Ontology annotation, biological process: fungal-type cell wall organization.